UCCAUCAUCCGCAUGGCCAUGAACAUUGCACCCACGACGGGCGCCCGCAGACCGCUGAUCGCUGUGUGUCGCGAUGCAAAACCGCACAAAAGUUCGCCGCCGUGUGCUCGCCUGUGCACGGUGCAGAAAGCGAAAGCUCUCGUGUGACGGCAAGGUGCCUGCGUGCUCGAGAUGUGUUGACGCAGGUGUCGCCUGCGUUGGCUUCGACUCGUCGACGCAGCGUGAAGCACCCCGCAGCAUUGCGGACUUUUUGGAAAUGCACAUUGCCAAGCUUGAGGACCCAAGAAGCUCUCCUUUAAGACGGCUACCCCGGCUGAACGCCUCCUUUCCCUCGCCCGCUGCUUCGCAUGAUUCCGAUGGGCAUUGGGCUCCAGACGGAUGUACUUACACCGACAGUCUUGUGAACCAGGCCAUGGAAGAUGUCACUCCCUCGUUUCUUGGCAUCUCAAAGGCCACUCCAAUAUUACGAUGCGUGGUAAAGGGGACACAGAUCCCGUCUAGGAAGGGGCCUGUUGGAGCCACUGAUCUCAAUGAAAACCACCCGAGAUCCAUUAUCAACCCACAACCAGCUACAAGCGGCUUGGAUGUCAUUGAAAGCAAAACCGCCGUCCAGCUGUUCCACAACUUCCUUGACCGGGUCAUCACUCAAUAUCCUAUCUGUCAUCGGAACGAUGUAAUUUCUGCUUUCAAUUCUAUCUAUCACCCUGCAUCUCAGCCAGGCGCAGACUCUCCCCGUAAUAGAUAUAUCAUCAGCAUCAUCAUGGCUAUUUCCCUCUCUACAGCUGCCAGAACGAAACAACGGCGGGCUAACUCGAUAGCCUUUUCCCUAGUUCGACACGCGAUGCAAUACAUUCCUGUCGUUGCUACAAACGAUUUGGCUGGGCUCCAGGCCAUGCUUCUCUUGACGCAAUACACGUUCCUAAACCCAAGCAUGGCGAAUCUGUGGCUCCUAACCGGCCUUAUUAGUCAGGCGGUCAUCGACCUCGGCCUCCACCAAGAGUUACCGAACGAUGCCCAAGUCACCCCUUAUCAACGGGACAUGCGACGGCGCCUCUUUUGGUGCGCUUGGGAAAUGGAAGUCAGUGUUGGUUGUGCCUUUCUCCGUCCAAUCACGCUACCGACUAGAUCUAUCAAUGUUGCAUUUCCUGUCGAGGUCGACGAUAUGGCCGUCACUGAGGCGGGUAUAGAUCUCACAGGGCGAGUCUCUAAAUUCACCUCUAGACGGAUCUGGCAGUUCCGUCAGAUUGAGGCGGAAAUAGUCUCCGUUCUCCACCAACAGGAACCUUUCCCGAAAGACUGUAGCUCUCUGGAGCAGUGGAUGCAAAGAAUUGAGGCUUCGAUACUUGAAUGGCAUAGCGAGGUUCUCCGAGCUGGAGCCGCGAACUCUGAUCCAGGGUUCGCAUCGAGAUGGAAAGAAAUGUUACUCUACGCUAAUAUCGCAUACCCUUACAUCUUAGUGACUCUUUUCCGGCCAUCGCCGCGGAUACCCAACCCAACAAAGGAAAAUCUACUAAAAGCAUUUGUGGCGGCAGUUGAAGUCGCAGACGGAUACUGUGAGCAAUCCAAUGCCAGUUUUGGAAACAUUAAGUAUGUCUUUCACCCUUGCCAUCACUCUUUUUCCUCCGCCGUGGUCUUCCUCCAAGCGUUGGCACGCUGUAAAGCCGAGAUAUCGGACCUUUAUCCUUUCGAGCAAGUCCAAGAAUGGAUGGCAAUAUUUUCAAGAUUCUUUUCAACCAUUGCCGAACGAUGGCCGGCCGCAACUCGGUGCUUAGAGGAAUAUGAACGACUUCUUGCCCCAACGAAGAAAGAAUACCUGGAUUUCCUUGUUCAGAAAGCAAACAAUGUCCCGCCACAGACUGGGCCAUUCGGGGAUAUAGUUGGAGAACUGUAUAAUUACCCUACGAAUCUUGAUGAGGCUUUCAAUUUCUGGAAUGUUCUCAACCCCUCUACUACGGCGGAUACCACAGAAUCCCUCGGAGCGUAUGCAUAUGUACCCAACGAUUGGAACGCGGAAUUCAACUUUGGUAUGGAUUUAAUGCCGGAGACAUUGAAUUGAAAGAUUGUUUUGCUCUUUGGCGCAUACGCAGGGUAGAUGCGAUACGCACAUGUGUUAUAUGUCUAAAUCUGAUCAUACUUUGGGCAACGGAAGAAGGUGUCCGGCAAGCCUUUGGUGAGAAAUAAGCAUAGGGCAUAUGACCCACAGAUUUUACGGUUUCAAGGUUGACUUCAGUACCGUUGGCUAGUGGCUUUCAUUUGCUCCAUUAUUUUCAUUUCUCCAUGACAACUCCAACUUAGUUGCGCAGCUCGACGACUUAACUACUUCUAUCUAUUUAUAGUUUUC
Messenger RNA from Lindgomyces ingoldianus, 2341 nucleotides. Its product is annotated as GAL4-like transcription factor-like protein. The record is from RefSeq and is a predicted model, not a curated record. The transcript has 2 exons. Gene Ontology annotation, biological process: DNA-templated transcription; positive regulation of transcription by RNA polymerase II. The annotation marks the transcript as partial. NCBI's taxonomy places the organism in Eukaryota, Fungi, Ascomycota, Dothideomycetes, Pleosporales, Lindgomycetaceae. Gene Ontology annotation, molecular function: sequence-specific DNA binding; DNA-binding transcription factor activity, RNA polymerase II-specific; zinc ion binding.